AUGCAAGGAUAUCCGCAGCAGCAGUCCUACGCUGGCUAUGCUGGCUACGCGGCGACAGAUGCUCAGCAGCAGCUGCAACAACAGCAGCAGCAGGAACAGUAUGCGUACGCCCCACCAGAUCUUCAACAACAACAGUAUUCGUACGGGCCAACGGCGACCAGUGGAGACUAUGGGCUGCACUACAGCCCAGUUGCCACCGGCGAGCCACAUAGUCUAAUAGGGGGAUCCACUGCAACGAACAGCGGGUACAGUAGCAACUUCCCGCAGCAGGUGCAGCCACAGCAGCAGCAACUUCAUAACGGCUACAAUGGUUCUGUAGGGCGGCAGCAGUCGUACAAUUACCAGCCACAAGCCACCGCUACGAACGAGGGUUACAACGGUGGCGCGUAUGAAGAGACAGCGGCAGCAGCAACGGCAGGACCUGCUGCUGCUGCUGCUGCUUCUCCAUCUCCCGCAUUCGACGCUUCCACCAGCGCUUGCCCCGAUUCUGCCCUCUCGUUCGGUUUUGAGCAACCAACUGAGGCGCCAAAUACCACCGACGCAAACGGGCUGCGCUGGACAUGGAGCACGUACCCGAACACGUACCGUGAUAGCAAGCAGGAGCCUGUAGGCACCGCCGCCGCGUCCGUCCCACUGCCGGAGAUGAUCAUCCCUCUCGCCUGCAUGUACACCCCACUUCACCCCAUUGAUGCAGGUCGGCUUGUGAUUGGCGACCCCUCCGCUCGCGGCCAGCAGUGCCCGAACUGCGGCGCUUACUGGAACAAGCACUGCUACCGCGAAGAGGGAAAGUUCUGGGUAUGUCUCUCGUGCCUGCGACGCAACCCAACGCCACCGAGCUACAACCCGCAGCACCCAGCGCUGCAUAACGACACGGUGGAAUACAUCCUCCCAACAACAGCUCCCACGUCGGCGGAAGAGGACGCGGUCACCCCCGCGUACCCGACGUUUAUAUUCAUCAUUGACACCUGUCUGCCGGUGGAGGAGCUCGAUGCUCUGAAGAGCCAUAUUGUGCGGUGCCUCGACUGGCUGCCCUUGCAGUCCCUUGUCGGGCUUAUAUCCUUUGGUGCGCGUGUAUCAGUGUGGGAGCUUGGUAGCGCAGCCUUGGCGCGGUGCUUCAACGUGCGCGGCGAUAAGCUGUAUGACCCAGUCGAGCUUUCGGCAAUGCUGCAGCUGGUCGACGCGCAAUCUGUGCGUGGAAGAUUCCUCGUACCCCUCGAGGAGUGCGAGUUUGUGCUGACGACACUUAUUGAGGAGAUGCAGUGCAAUGACACUAUCACGCCUGCUGACAAGCGGCCACUGCGCACAACGGGGACAGCUGUUAGUAUCGCCGUGCGGCUGUUCGAGGCCUUGCAGCAAACUCCGGCGGAGAAGAGCACUGUGGAGCAGGUGGCAAAAGGUGGUCGGCUGCUGCUCUUCACGGGGGGCCCGUGCACGCGUGGGCCGGGGACUGUCGUGAGCGUUGAUAAGGAGAAGAUGAUGCGUUUCCAUCGCGACAUCAUCGACGGCGAGACGCCGUACUAUGAGGCUUCUUUUAAAAUGUACAACGACCUGCAGCAGCGGCUGUCGAACGUCAACGCGAGCCUCGAUGUGUUCGCGGAGAGCUUCGACCAAAUAGGCAUCCUCGAGAUGCGACAGGCGGUGAAUCAAACAGGUGGCACAUUUGUCUGCGGCGACGCCUUCAGCCACCAGAUGUUUGCCACAUCGCUGCAGGGAUACUUCGACCGCUGCGACCUCCGCAUCCGCGGUCUUGAGGCGGGGAGUGCUGCUGGUGAAAGCAACUUUAUUGUGCGCAGCGCCUUUGGCGUAAAGUUCGAGGUACACACCUCCGCCGACACGCUCGUGAGCGGUGUGCUCGGCCCGUGCCUCAUUGAUGAGAAGGCGAAUAAGGCGAAGCCGCACCGCGCCUCGUCGCCCAUACAAGUUGGCGUUGGCGGCACCACUCGUUGGUGUGUCAGCACGGUCGACCAGGCGGUCACAUACACCUUUGUGUUCGACACCGCCACGAUGAACAAGAAGGACGGCGCGUAUGCCUCCGGCGCCAGGGGCCAAGGCAGUGUCGGCAACAACAACAGCAGCAGCAGCAGCGGUGAUGCGAAGCGACGGUUUGUGCAGUUUGUCACGCGCUUCAGCACACCAAACGGGGAGUCGCGGGUGCGUGUGACAAGCGUUGUGCUGCCUGUCGCGCCGUCGUCGCCGAGCAUCGACCCGCAGUACUUUGUCCGUCUCCAGUCGUUCGACCAGACGUGUGCGGCGACGGUGCUUGCCCGAAUGGUGGUGAGCAUCCUCGAGAAGCACCCCAGCAAGUGGGACGACACGAAGCGGUGGCUCGACACGCUGCUGGUGCGCUUUGUGCGGCGCUACAGCACGUACACGGCGGGAGUGCCGGAGUCACUGCGGCUGAGCCCGUGCCUCUCGCUGUUCCCUUCCUUCAUGUUCAACCUGCGCCGCUCCGAGUACUUCAUGGUGCUGAACAUAUCCCCCGACGAGACGGCGUUCAAGCGGCACUGGUUGAUGCGCGAGCCGGUGGAGAACUGCGUGCUGAUGAUUCAGCCAACGCUGCACUCGUACGACAUUGAGGCUCCGAUGGCAACGCCGGUGCCGCUCGACAGCUGCAGCCUGCGCCCCGACAACGUACUCCUCAUGGACGCGUACUUCAACAUCCACAUCAUGUGGGGCACGACCAUCUACGCAUGGAUUCAGGCGAAGUACCACGAGGACCCGGAGUACGCGUACUUCGCGCAGCUGCUCGACACCGUCGAGGGCGAUGCACUCGCGCUGUUGGCCGCCCGCUACCCGUAUCCUCGCUUCUCCCGUACGGACGCGAAUGGGUCGGAGGCGCGGCACAUCAAGACGCGCAUGAACCCGACCACGACUCACCAUAGCACUGGCGCCGCUGCUUGCUCCCCCACUGGUGACCAGUCGGACGUGAUUUACACCGACGAGGCGUCCAUCGUGAAGUUCAUGGAGUCGCUUAAGCAGGCCGUUGUCACGGGCGCCGCAAGGAAUGACGGCGCCACCAGCGCCAGCAACGGCGGUCGCUAA
Messenger RNA from Trypanosoma grayi, 3042 nucleotides. Its product is annotated as putative protein transport protein Sec23A. The record is from RefSeq and is a predicted model, not a curated record. NCBI's taxonomy places the organism in Eukaryota, Euglenozoa, Kinetoplastea, Trypanosomatida, Trypanosomatidae. The transcript has a single exon. Gene Ontology annotation, cellular component: COPII vesicle coat; endoplasmic reticulum exit site. The coding region runs from base 1 to 3042 and encodes 1013 amino acids. Gene Ontology annotation, biological process: endoplasmic reticulum to Golgi vesicle-mediated transport; COPII-coated vesicle cargo loading; intracellular protein transport. Gene Ontology annotation, molecular function: zinc ion binding; GTPase activator activity.